Molecule: messenger RNA, 1585 nt
Organism: Drosophila ficusphila
Lineage: Eukaryota; Metazoa; Arthropoda; Insecta; Diptera; Drosophilidae
Product: protein cycle
Exons: 5
Coding region: 168-1409 (413 amino acids)
Biological process (GO): regulation of transcription by RNA polymerase II
Cellular component (GO): nucleus; cytoplasm; aryl hydrocarbon receptor complex
Molecular function (GO): protein dimerization activity; DNA-binding transcription factor activity, RNA polymerase II-specific; RNA polymerase II cis-regulatory region sequence-specific DNA binding
Source: RefSeq, a predicted model, not a curated record
GAGAGAGUCAGUCGCAAAUUCGCAAAUCUUUCCCUUGUGCCGUCGCUGCACAUACUUUCGUUUUAAAUGUUUUUAUUUACGCCAGUGGCGUAAAUGUUAGUAAACAAACCGAAAGUUCUUGAUUGAAAAGAAUAUAAUUCGCCAUAUAGAAGUGCUAUUUAUUGGCGAUGGAAGUGCAAGAGUUUUGUGAAAAUCUGGAGGAGAUCGAAGAUGAAACCUUUGACGAGGAAAAAUCUGCUAGGACUUCAGAUGAAAAUCGCAAGCAAAACCACAGCGAGAUCGAGAAGCGUCGAAGGGAUAAGAUGAAUACAUACAUAAACGAGCUUUCCUCAAUGAUCCCCAUGUGCUUUGCGAUGCAGCGGAAACUGGACAAGCUGACUGUGCUGCGGAUGGCGGUGCAGCAUCUACGGGGAAUUCGUGGCAGCGGCAGCUUGCAUCCUUUCAACGGAUCCGACUACCGACCGAGUUUUCUGUCGGACCAGGAACUCAAGAUGAUCAUCCUGCAGGCCUCAGAGGGAUUCCUGUUUGUAGUGGGUUGUGAUCGCGGACGCAUCCUGUACGUUUCCGAUUCAGUGUCCAGUGUGCUAAACAGCACUCAAGCUGAUUUACUUGGUCAGAGCUGGUUCGACGUCCUGCACCCAAAAGAUAUUGGCAAGGUCAAGGAGCAACUGUCGUCGCUGGAGCAGUGUCCCCGAGAAAGGCUCAUCGAUGCAAAGACUAUGUUGCCGGUAAAAACCGACGUCCCGCAGAGCUUAUGCCGCCUGUGUCCCGGUGCCCGUCGAUCGUUCUUCUGCCGCAUGAAACUACGCGCCGCCAACAACAAUCAAAUUAAGGAGGAAUCAGACACAUCAUCCAGCUCUCGAAGCUCUACGAAACGCAAAUCAAGGUUGAGUACGGGCCACAAGUACCGAGUGAUUCAGUGCACCGGCUACUUAAAAUCUUGGACACCCAUCAAGGAUGAGGAUCAGGACGGUGACAGUGACGAGCAGACAACGAAUCUCUCCUGCCUGGUGGCGAUUGGUCGUAUUCCUCCCAACGUCCGCAAUUCUACCGUACCCGCUUCGCUGGACAAUCAACCAAACAUUCGGCACGUGCUUUUCAUCUCGAGACACUCCGGCGAGGGAAAAUUCCUUUUUAUUGAUCAGCGUGCCACCCUUGUGAUCGGCUUCCUUCCUCAGGAGAUUCUUGGAACCAGUUUCUACGAGUACUUUCACAACGAGGAUAUUGCCGCACUAAUGGAGUCCCACAAGAUGGUAAUGCAGGUGCCGGAGAAGGUCACCACGCAGGUCUAUCGCUUCCGAUGCAAGGACAACAGCUACAUUCAGUUGCAAAGCGAGUGGCGGGCCUUCAAAAAUCCCUGGACUAGCGAGGUUGACUACAUAAUUGCUAAGAACUCGGUCUUCUUAUAAGGCAUACGACAGUUCCUGUUGGGAACGAAUCCAAAUCUUACACACAUUUCCAAAGAUCAUCUUCCGCAUCGUGUUGCUGGCGCCGGCGGUUGAAAUAUCAUAUUCGAUGUACAAACUCUAGUAAUGAUAAGCUCAACAUUUUUGUACCACACCAAUUAAAGAACUUUAAAAAGAGA